AUGUUCACCAACUCGAAGAAACCUUCGAUUCGCUUUAGCAAAGUGUUGGAUGACGCUAAGCGCAUCACCAUGUUGAUUGGCAUCAAUGUGAUGGAGCGGAAGUUCGUUUACAAACCACUGACCUGCCUCACUAUUGUCCUGCUCACCAUCUUCAUGUCCUUCUCUAUCUUCACGGUCGCACGGGAGGCCUACACCUCAGCUGACUGGAAGAGCUGUCUCAAGUACUGCGUACUGGUGGGCAGUGGUGGACAGUGUGUCUCACGUCUAGAGACCGGCAUUGUAAAGCACUCAAAUAUGCGUCGCUUAGCGCUCUUUUGCCAGCUGCUUUAUGCCAAAUACGAGAAGAUGGGCGGGGAGUACGAGCGCGAACUGGGAAAAUGUGUGGAUGCUGUGGAGCGCGUCAUCAAGCUCAUACGUCUGGGCUAUUUCGUCAUCUUUGCCUCUUUAUUGGGCCUUCCCAUUAUCCUCUGGCUGACGGAUGGACCUCGGUAUCUGGUACUGCAAUAUCACAUACCAGGUAUCGACCCCGACACCAAUACCGGCUUCUAUCUCACGAAUGUCGUGCAAAUGGUCACGAUUGUCAUCGCGGGCGUUGGACUAUACGCAGGUGACCUGUAUGUGCUGAUAUUUCUGAUACAGGCGCGCCUAUUUAGCUUGGUUCUAAAACUACGUGUGGCCGAUAUCAAUGCCCUAUUGGAGCCGGAGAAUAACAAGAUCAAUGAGUUGGCAAUCACGCGCGAACUCCAGAGCAUUGUGCGCUGGCACCAACUAUAUCUGAAGUAUAACGACAUUGUCAACGAUCUUACGCACUAUGUCGUUGCCACCCAGGUGCUGACAUCGGCAAUGUCUACCACCAUCUCAAUCUUCAUUAUGCUUACCUCGGAGCCAUGGCCUAUGGGCUAUUUCUAUUUGCCUUUGUCCUACUACUCCCUGAUUGUUUACUGCAUACUUGGCACACAAAUCGAAUAUGACAACGAUGAAAUCUGCUAUGAAAUGUACAACAUUUCUUGGUAUCGCAUGACCGUUAAUCAACGCAAAAUGGUUCGCCUGAUGAUCAUGGCCUCGCAGCAGCCGAAGACAUACAAAAUCAUGUCCGUUAUACCAUUGACUGUGAGCACAGCACUCGAGAUGACUCGCAUAAUCUAUAGCUUGUCUAUGAUGAUAAGCAACACGGAACAGAGCAAGUAAAGUAAUUCAAGGCGAAGGAAUUAUACCAAC
Scaptodrosophila lebanonensis is the source of this 1218-nucleotide messenger RNA. It is a transcript of the gene Or83c, whose product is annotated as putative odorant receptor 83c. Gene Ontology annotation, molecular function: odorant binding; olfactory receptor activity. Gene Ontology annotation, biological process: sensory perception of smell; detection of chemical stimulus involved in sensory perception of smell. The transcript is spliced from 4 exons. The coding region runs from base 1 to 1188 and encodes 395 amino acids. Gene Ontology annotation, cellular component: plasma membrane. The record is from RefSeq and is a predicted model, not a curated record. Lineage: Eukaryota; Metazoa; Arthropoda; Insecta; Diptera; Drosophilidae.